UUUCUCAAUACUUUGCCUUGCACCUUCCAUGGUUAAAAGCAUUGUGGAUCGCUUUGAUAAAGAGGAUCGAAUUGUUCUUAAACCACAUAGUAGUGACAGAAGAUCCAAACUAAAUUCUAAGCAUAGAAUUUUUUUAAAAACACAAAUGGAAAUAAAUCCAAGUAUCACAAUUAAUGAAUUGCAUCAAAAUCUUCUUGAACGAUUUUCUGAUUUACAAGUGAGUAGAUCAACUGUAGGCCGAAAUAUAAAAAACAAAGUAGGGUUUACACUAAAAAAGUUAGUACUUGUUAAUAAAAGACAAAAUAUUUCUAAUACAAUUGUUAAAAGAAAAGAAUAUGUUCAAAAUAUUUCUCAGCAAAGAAUUAAUCUGUAUCAUGAUGUUAUUUAUAUUGAUGAGUCUGGUUUUAAUUUUCAUUUAUCAUAUUCACGAGGACAUGCACCUCGUGGACAACGUGCCAUUAAGGAAGUUCUUAAGCAACGUGGAAAAAAUGUCACUAUUAUUGCAGCUAUGGAUGGGAAUGGCAUUGUCAAAGUUACACCGCGGCUAGGUUUAACAACUGGAUUUAUUUUUACAAAAUUUUUACGUAAGCUUGUUAAAUCACUUCCUCCAAACCGCAGAAAAAUUUUUAUAGUCGAUAAUGCAAAAAUUCACCAAGCAAAACAAGUUAAAAAUUUUAUUGCAACCACGCUGCAUGAGCUUUUAUUUUUACCUGCAUACUCCUCCUUUCUAAACCCCAUCAAAAAGGUCUUUUCAAAGGUUAAAAAUUUAGUUGCACGACAUCAUCUUGAAAAUAAUGAGACUAUUUUAAGCUGA
Dentiscutata erythropus is the source of this 814-nucleotide messenger RNA. The record is from the annotation of a GenBank genome assembly. NCBI's taxonomy places the organism in Eukaryota, Fungi, Glomeromycota, Glomeromycetes, Diversisporales, Gigasporaceae.